This is a messenger RNA of Oncorhynchus gorbuscha (pink salmon), 1911 nucleotides long. RefSeq names its product zinc finger protein 883-like. The transcript is spliced from 2 exons. The coding region runs from base 200 to 1759 and encodes 519 amino acids. The record is from RefSeq and is a predicted model, not a curated record. Lineage: Eukaryota; Metazoa; Chordata; Actinopteri; Salmoniformes; Salmonidae.
UAUAUUAAACCAAAGCAUCUGAGCUCUUUAGAAUUUUUUUUUGUAUAUUAACUUUAGCGAUUUUGAACUCACUGUCUGCAUAUUUACUUGUUACUCCAUUUCAUGUAAUAUUUACGUUGUUAGUUAGUACUGGUUAAGAUAGCCUUGAACUAGGCUAUUCGCUAAUGCUAACCAGCUAACGUUAGCUACAUCCCCGAACAUGACGAGCUACUCCUUCCCCGCUAAUGAAGAUGUCUGCUGGAUGGAGAAAGAAGCUCUGGGUGUGAACAUUGUCGUGAAAGAAGAAGAUAACAAUAUUACAGCGAAAGGAGAGGAAGGGGUAAUUACUAUCACAGUGAAAGAAGAGGAAAAAGUGGCUUUCGGGAUAAAAGAGGAGGAAGACUAUGUUACAGUGAAAGGAGAGGAUGUAGCUUUUGGAGUGAAAGAGGUGGAGGAUGUUGUAGUGAAAGAAGAUGAUUCCGUUUUUGGAGUGAAAGAGGAGGAGAUAACCGUCACAGUGAUAGGAGUGGAAGAAGCUUUCAGGGUGAAAGAGGAGGAGGAUGUUUCUGUGAAGGAAGAAGAGGACGUUUUUGGAAUGAAAGGGGAGAUUGAGGGAUUAAAGGAAGAGGGGAAGACUGUCACAGUUAAAGAAGAGGAUGAAGAAAAAGAGGAGACUAAAUAUCUGAUUAACACCAGACAGAGACCAGACUCUUGCUCUGACAGCGGGAACAAUCCUUCAGGGGAACCAGAACAAGAGAAGCCCAAACCAGCAAGACCACAUCACUGCUCCCACUGCGGAAAGGGUUUUAGGUGGUUAGGGAAGCUGAAAGACCACGAAAGAAUCCACACGGGAGAGAAGCCUUACCAUUGCUCUCAGUGUGAGAAAAGUUUUAUCCGGUUAUGGGACCGGAAUAUGCAUGAGAGGACACACACAGGAGUGAAGCCUUACCAAUGCUCAAAAUGUGUAAAACGUUUUGCUCAGUUGAGGGGCCUGAAAAUGCAUGAAAGGAUACAUACAGGGGAGAAGCCUUAUCACUGCUCCCAGUGCGAAAAUAGAUUUUUUUCAUCAGCGGGCCUGAAAAAACACGAGUGGACACACACAGGAACAAAACCUUACCUCUGCUCCCAGUGUGGAAAAGAUUUUAUCCACGCAGGUCAACUGAAAGAUCAUGAGAAAAUACACACAGGAGAAAAGCCGUACCACUGCUCUCAAUGUGGAAAGAGAUUCAUCAAUGUAUGGAACCUGAAAAAGCAUGCAAUCAUACAUACAGGAGAGAAGCCCUACCACUGCUCCCAGUGUGAAAAGAGUUAUACCCAAUCAGGGGACCUUAAAUCACAUGAGAGGACACACACAGGAGAAAGGCCAUACCACUGUUCCCAGUGUGGUAAGAGCUUUACCCGGUUAAGGCAACUCAAAGAACACAAGAAUAAACACACAGGGGAGAAGCCACACCACUGCGUUCAAUGUGGAAAGACUUUUACCCGAUUGGGGCAACUGAAAGAACAUAAAAUGAUACAUACAGGAGACAAGGCUUUCCAAUGCUCCCAGUGUGGAAAAAGUUUCAUCCAGUUAAAGACUCUGAAAAAUCAUGAGAGAACACACACCGGAGAGAAGCCUUACCACUGCUCCCAGUGUGGAAAGAGUUUUACUAAAUUAGGGAACCUGAAAGUACAUAAGAGAAUACACACAGGAGAGAAGCCAUUCCAAUGCUCUCAGUGUGGAAAGAGUUUCAUCCAGUUAGGUGACCUGAAAAGGCAUAAAAUAAUACACAAAAGAUGAUGCUUACCUCUUCUCCGAGUGUUGAAAUUGAUAUUUCACAUCACAGACUUAAAGUCAAUCAGAUGUUGACAAACCGAGCUCUUCAAAGUUAUUCUAUUUUUACCUAAAUAACAAUAUUGAAACAAUAUUCUAACAUCGGCUGGUAAAUUGUC